Molecule: messenger RNA, 684 nt
Organism: Diabrotica balteata
Lineage: Eukaryota; Metazoa; Arthropoda; Insecta; Coleoptera; Chrysomelidae
Source: the annotation of a GenBank genome assembly
AUGGCGUACCUGAUAGCACUUUGGGAAGUAAAUGACCCAGUUUUUAAAGAGAUAGAUCAUAACAACCAAGUUGAGCAACUCCAGCCAAGAAUUCUUGACAGUUUAAUCAUGCAAAUAGGAAUUCUUACGGAGCAAGGGGCUGAAGCCGAACCGAAAAGUGUUUCUGGAAGGAUCACCUUUGUCUUUGCUUUAAUAGCUGUUAUGUUUUUAUUUACUGCUUAUUCAGCUAAUAUCGUAGCCCUUUUGCAAAGCACAACUGACAGUACAAAUACCAUAGAAGGUUUAUUUGAUUCGAAAAUGGAUUUAGGUGUCCAAAAUGAUAGUUUUAUUGAGAACAUGUUCAAGUUGUCUACGGAUCCUCUGGUGAAAGUUGCAUAUGAAAAAAUAUUUACAAAAGAAAAACAAAAAUCUAUGUCUUUGGAAGAAGGUGUAGCAAAAAUUCGAAAUGGAUUUUUCGCCUUUCAAACGGAUCCUUCCUCCGCUUAUAAAGAAAUAGCUAAAACGUUUGAUGAAGGCGAAAAAUGUUCUUUGAUGGAAACUUAUCAAACUAGCCGAGAUUGGAAUUUAAAAAUCGCUUCAUACAACGCAUUUACACCAAAAAACCAGAAUGUCUUGGACAAGGAGCAAACUUUGCAAGUGCAGCUAUUCUGGAUUGCUAUGCGGCUUACAUUAUAUAUGGUAUAG